UAAUGACACAACUAGUGGAACUACGCAAACAGGUGGUAUAGGUUUUAAAACUAGUUCAGGAUGGGGAAAAGAUAAAUUAUCCUGGAAAACACAUGAAGGAAUAUAUGAAUAUAUGUCAGAGGAAUUCUUUUUAUCAAAAGUAUUUGGCGAAUCAAUGCAACCUUCUCAUGUUAUUCCAUAUUAUUUCAAAGCUGUAUCGCCACCUAAAGAAGAAGAUGUUACAAUUACAACUUUAAUAACAUUAGAUCGUUUCAAAGUUUUUGAUAGAUUGGUUACAAAUUAUCAAGGUCCCAUUUCUGUGACAAUUCAUGUAAACGAUGACGAGAAAUCUCGUGAAGAACUAAUAAGUAAACUUCAUGAAUUAUAUCAUGGAAAUCAAUAUAUGAAAGAUUACGUUGAUGUGCAUUUAGUAAUUGAUAAAUUUGAAAGACAAUUUAAUAUGUGGAGAAAUGUGGCAAAAUUUUUUGCACGUACAAAUUAUGUCAUGAUGUUAGAUGUUGAUUUUCAUCCUUGUACAGAUUUUCGUCAUGGUAUACUUAAUAAUGAAGAAAUAAUGGCAAAAUUACGUAAAGGAAAUACAGCGUUGGUAGUACCAGCAUUUGAAUAUGCUAAUUUACAAGAAGGUUUAGAUUUUCGUACUUUUCCAACAAAGAAAGAUGAAGCCAAUGAACAAAUUGAUUCUGAACGUUUAAAGAUGUUUCACGCUGUAUGGAAACCUGGACAUUGGCCAACAAAUUAUACAUAUUGGCAAACAGCCAAGGAAAUUUACAAAGUUACAACCUAUCAAUACCAAUACGAACCAUAUGUUAUAUUUCCAAAAAAUAGUGUAUGGUGCGAAGAAAGAUUUGUUGGAUAUGGCGCAAACAAGGCAGCCUGUUUGUUUGAAUUAUAUAUUUCGGGCGUUGAUUAUUGGGUACUUCCAAAUGAUUUCUUGAUUCAUCAAACUCAUGAAUACUUGGAAGAUGCAAGAAAACAUGAGUUAUUUGAUCAUUUUCGUGAAGAAGUAUGUUUUAGAUAUGCAAGAGAUUUCAUUUUAAAUGAUGAAUGGGAUUCAGAUUUAACAGAAAAUCUUAAAAAGACAUGUGGUAAAAUACGUGGUUUCAGCAAAGCAGUAUCAUAUUUUGUAAAAAGUUUAUAG
This is a messenger RNA of Entrophospora candida, 1138 nucleotides long. NCBI's taxonomy places the organism in Eukaryota, Fungi, Glomeromycota, Glomeromycetes, Entrophosporales, Entrophosporaceae. The record is from the annotation of a GenBank genome assembly.